GUCACACUUGCGGACUUGCGGUUUUGGAUUUUGCGGAUUGCGGCGGAGAUGAUUAUCGAGUUCGAGUUCGUUCGUAAUUUGUAAUCGUGAAGCCAUGUUCGUCAUUGUCAUUCCAUUGUUUCCGUUCAAUAUUUUUGAGUUGAUUUCAUCGAAAAAUGAUAACUCGAUAUAAUAGGUGAUGUGUUAAUUACUGUUGAAUGAAAUUUCGCGAACCCUUCUAGAAUAACUACAAAAUAAUUUGCGGAAACCUCAGUUCUAAUCACCUACGUGAGAGACUAUUUUUACAGAUUGAUAGGACGACAGUUCUCAUUUUGAUAAUUUGAUUGCAUGAAUGAUUGGAAUUGAUAAAAUGAAAAUGUAUGAAUAAUGUUUUAAAUCAUUUCCUGGCUACUGUACUUGCGUUAUUCAACUUGGUUAUAUUAUUAAACGUCGUAGCAGUGAAUUGUCGAGUUCCACUUCAAACGUUCCUGAAAUCUUAUCAUCGACCGGUAUAUUAUCCGCAAUACUUGCUUCCAAGAUACAUUAUGGUUUACAUCAAAGAAUACCGAAUUUGUAUGCCAUUGACUGUCGAAGAAUACAAGGUCGGUCAGCUGUACAUGAUUGCUAGACAUAGUCACGAACAAUCAGAAAACGGAGAAGGUGUUGAAACAAUAUCCAAUGUACCUUGUGAAGAUGAAAAAUAUGGUAAAGGACAGUUCACAGAAAAAAGGAUUCAUUUAUCAAGCCGUCUUCCAUACUGGAUUCAGUCGUUUUGUCCGAAAAUAUUUUACGUUACAGAGAAAGCUUGGAAUUACUAUCCAUUUACGAUUACAGGUAAGUUCAACUUUUUAAUUGAAUCAUUCCAAUUCGUUGAGAUCAUUUUAACUUUUAAGUAUGUAUUUUAUCGUUUUGUUCUUUUGAUUUGCAUAUCUCGAUUCCACUCAAUUCUGGAUGUUUCAGAAUACACUUGUUCUUUUGUACCGAAGUUGAACGUGGUGAUAAAAACAAAGUUCGAAGACAAUCGUGGAGACUCUGAGAAUGCUCUUGAAUUGAAUGAAGAGCAAUUGAAACAGAGAGAAGUUGACUUCAUAGACAUUGCGUAUGAUGAAGUUAAUCCGAAACAUUAUAAGGAAGAGGAGGAUUUGCGAUAUUUUCAAUCUAAGAAAACUGGUAGAGGACCAUUACCAGAAGAAUGGCAAAAAACUGUCACUCCAAUAAUGUGUUCCUAUAAAGUCGUUGAAGCAUCUUUUGAGGUUUGGGGUAUGCAGACGAAAUGCGAAGAUUUGAUCCACAAGUCAAUUCGAGAAAUUUUGGUUUUGGGUCACCGACAAGCUUUUGCAUGGGUUGAUGAAUGGAUUACGAUGUCUUUAUCCGACGUUAGAAUUUACGAAUGUGAGAUGCAAAGGGAGACCAAUACCAAAGUCACAAGUUCUGAAACAGAGGGCAAAAAGCAAGACGAAAGUAAGAAAUCCUCCUCUCGAAAUUCUUCAUCAAGUUCUAAAACUUCGUCUCCGGCAUCUCCUAAAUCUCCUACCCUUGACAAAGCUUCCAAGUCAUGGUUCUCUUGGGAAUAAAUGGUGAUAAUUGUGAUUCUACCUUAAAUACCUAUCUCGUCUAUUCAUUAUUAUGUUUGAUGUUUGUGUUUGUUGUAGUUGAUUAGUCAUUAUUCUUAUUUUUUAUGUUAAUAACUUCAGAACUGAUGAGCUAAGAUUGAAUACUUGAAUUUUUUUGAGAAAAUGCUUUGCUUUUACAAAAAUAAUUGUUGAUAAUACAUAUUUAUUGGUGGUUUGCUGUGAAGUAAACAUCAGUUUGAAGAUCUAUUUCCUUAUAAGUAUUACAUAUUUGUAAGCGUAUAAAUGUAUGUUUUUGGUGGUUUUGUAGUUCUGAAUAAGUAUACCAAAUUUUUAUUUGCUGCAGAACAAUGUUUUAUAACGUUCAGAACGAAUUACGCAGUUCAAAACUUGAAUUUUCAAAUAUUUAGAUCUAUGUUGUAGACAAAUUCAGCAAUAGUACUCAUGUUAAGAGUACGACAGCAAAGUGAUAACUAUUAUUCGCUGUGAACAACGCUUUCUAGUCUCUGUUUAGUUGAUUUGUAUACGUUAAGCUAAUUUCAAAUGCAGGGAAAUUUAUCAUUACGUUUUGGUUUUUAUAUAAUCACACAGAAUUAUAUUUUUGUUCAUUUGUACUUAUGAAAAAAUGUCAUCUUCCUAAUAUUCAUAUCUUUCUCUAUACGCCUUUAGUCAUAUCUGAACACUAUUUAUUUUUCUCGAGUUUUUUUUGUUAUAUCAGAUAUAUGUCAUUUAUUUUUUGAAUAUUUUCACUACGAAUUAUAAUUGAAAAAAAUGGUGCAAUGCUUAUUUUUUUUAAUUUUUAUACUUUAUUUUAAUUUUUGAUCUUUACCCUUAAAAUUAUGUUCACGUACCUUAUGGCGUAUCAAAGUAUGGUACUCCUUUUCAUCAGACUUAUUUGCGAAGUUUAAAAUAAUUUUAAAUGAAAUGAAGCAUUCCAACUUUUCCGUUGUUUUGAACGUGUUUAAGAGUAGGUGCUACUACUUAUUUUGUACUUUCUAUAUAAUUAUGAUAAAUGCGGUUGUAUUGCUGUCAACGGUACGUUUAAACCUAAUAAAGUGUUCUAUUUUUC
Molecule: messenger RNA, 2619 nt
Organism: Planococcus citri (citrus mealybug)
Lineage: Eukaryota; Metazoa; Arthropoda; Insecta; Hemiptera; Pseudococcidae
Gene: rdgBbeta
Product: rdgBbeta
Exons: 8
Coding region: 360-1553 (397 amino acids)
Biological process (GO): phospholipid transport
Cellular component (GO): cytoplasm
Molecular function (GO): phosphatidylinositol binding; phosphatidylinositol transfer activity
Source: RefSeq, a predicted model, not a curated record